UCUGGUGUGCGAGAAGCCAGGGCUCCCUCGGGGAGCUCAGAGCGUAUAAAAGAGAGCUGCCUGCCCUGCUCCGGGCUCCCUGCUUUUCCCUUUGCUCUCGGCUUGACGAAUGUGGACGUGCGCCAUGGAAACGCCUCUGGAAAAGGCCUUGGCAACCCUGGUCUGCACCUUCCACAAGUACUCGGGGAAGGAAGGUGACAAGAUGACCCUGAGCAAGGGGGAACUGAAGGAGCUGGUGAAGAACGAGCUGGGCCUGGGGGAGAGGAUGAAGGAGGGCGGCAUUGAGCAGCUGAUGAAAAGCCUAGACCGGAACAGCGACCAGGAAAUCGACUUUAAGGAAUACUCGGUUUUCCUGUCCACCUUGUGUAUGGCCUACAACGACUUCUUCCGGGGACAGAGCAAGUAGCUGGGGGGAUGGGGGGCUGAGACCGGGCCCCCGAGCCCCUGGCUCUGGGCACUGUCCGGCUGCUUGCAAUAAAAAGCGUUUUGUCCACCGUUCUCCCAGUGUUAUGUGUUUCCUGCUGUCCAGCUGUCCUUCCAUCCCCCCUGCUGUGCCAUCUGUCCAGGCUAGAAUAUCUCGUGCCAGGUUGCAGCUGAAGAAGUGGCUUUUUUACCCACGAAAGCUUAUGCCCAAAUAAAUCUGUUAGUCUUUAAGGUGCCACCGGACUCCUUGUUGUUUUUCGUGCCAGACAGACCUCUUUUCUCUUCGCCCGUCUGUCCAGCCAUUCCCCAUGCACGUCUAUCUAGCUUGCAAUC
Messenger RNA from Mauremys reevesii (Reeves's turtle), 756 nucleotides. It is a transcript of the gene S100A5, whose product is annotated as S100 calcium binding protein A5. Gene Ontology annotation, molecular function: calcium ion binding. The transcript has 3 exons. The coding region runs from base 110 to 406 and encodes 98 amino acids. Gene Ontology annotation, cellular component: cytoplasm; nucleus. Lineage: Eukaryota; Metazoa; Chordata; Testudines; Geoemydidae. The record is from RefSeq and is a predicted model, not a curated record.